Scleropages formosus (Asian bonytongue) is the source of this 348-nucleotide messenger RNA. Its product is annotated as colipase-like. Gene Ontology annotation, biological process: digestion; positive regulation of catalytic activity; lipid catabolic process. The coding region runs from base 1 to 348 and encodes 115 amino acids. The transcript is spliced from 3 exons. The record is from RefSeq and is a predicted model, not a curated record. Gene Ontology annotation, cellular component: extracellular region. NCBI's taxonomy places the organism in Eukaryota, Metazoa, Chordata, Actinopteri, Osteoglossiformes, Osteoglossidae. Gene Ontology annotation, molecular function: lipase binding; enzyme activator activity.
AUGAGGAGCGCGUGGCUCAUCGCGGUGUGUGUGCUGGCGUCUGCAUUGGCGGCCCCCUCAAAGGAGAAGGGCUUGAUAAUAAAUCUGGACAACGGUGAGCUGUGUGUCGUCAGCAUGCAGUGUAAGAGCUCCUGCUGCCACCGGCAGGACGGACUGAGCCUGGCUCGCUGCGCCCCCCGGUCUGCGGAGAAUGCAAAGUGCUCCCCUAAGACCCUGUAUGGUACCUACUACCACUGCACGUGUGAGAACGGCCUCAAGUGUGACACGGACAUCACUAUCGACGGCUCCAUUACCAACACCAACUUUGGCAUCUGCAGGGACCCCAGCGAGAUGAAGACGACCGCCUGA